AUGGCGACGACUUCACAUGGUCGAGCCGUGAAGUCUCUCAACAAGUCCUCUGGUCGCGGCCGUUUUGUCUUCAAGUCAUUCUCUGAGAGAGUAGAUGAGAUUGAUAUCAAUGUAUAUCGAAGUAUCGAGAAGGUCAAAGCCGAGCCAUCUGAGGGUUCUUCGUUUUUCAGGGACUGCCUUAUAGAAUGGAGGGAGUUGAACACGGCCGAGGAUUUCAUUUCAUUGUAUGAAGAAAUUAUGCCUUGUACACAAACAUUGCCCCUGGUGCUGUUGCACAAGGAAUCUUUAAUCUCAAAGCUUCUUUCUAGGUUGCACAUAAAAGCAAGACUAUCCCUUGAUGCAAUUCUCAGGUUAAUUGCUGCUUUAUCUAGGGAUCUCCUUGAGGAAUUUGUUCCAAUUGUUGAUUCUUUAGUAUAUCUUCUUGAGAACGGUGGUGACAGGGAACCAGAUAUCAUGGAGCAGGUAUUCACGACAUGGUCAUACAUCAUGAUGUAUUUACAAAAAUAUCUAGUACGCAACCCAUCAGAGGUGCUCAAGAUACCUAAUCUUAUCUCUAAGGGUACUAGGUUAAUAUUGCUAGGGUCUAGGAAUGGGAAAAUGGAUGUUCCAUCAAGGAUUGUUGAACCCUUUAUUGGGAACUUAGAAAAUAUUAUCCUUACAGAGGUCACGUCAAAACUGAGGUAUUAUCCUAAAGAAUAUGUCCAACAAUUCAUGGCAGAAGCAAUGUCAUUUGUUUUGAGGAAUGCCUCAGACGAGCAGCUCGAAAGAGGAGUUAGAAGAGUAAUUGAUGAUGCAGUGAAGAAGCCAUCUCUGUGUAGAGAAUCAGGUGUCAAGGCAUUGCUUUUUAAUAUUAUGAAAGGUUACACAUCCAGGUUCCAUUCAAAAGCAGAGAGAGUGUUACAAUUGUUGACCACUGAAGCAAUUUAUCCUGUUGGUGAUAAAGCUAACCAAGAUUCAAUGACCAUUCUGAAAAUUGUUAAAUCUGUCUUCAAGAAUCUGUGUGAGAAGAUGGAGUCUAAGGAGUUGAAUUUGGUAUGGAAUUGUUUAUAUAAGGAAACAGAUGAAUGUCUUAAUACUGGAAAUACCAGGCACUUAAGACAUGUUUUAUCAGUACUUGUGUCUGCUAUAAAGAUACAGAAUGGGCAAAAGGUGUCUGGUAAGUUCAAAUCCUAUGUUACCACACUUUUCUUUUUGAUCUGUUCAGCUAAGUUGAUCCAGUUGACAAUGACAGUAAGCUAUGGUAGUUUUAUGGUCAUGGGUAUGGUUAAUCCCUUCCCACAAGAUUAUAAGCCUGCGUUGAAACUAGCUGUGCGGCUUGUGCAGACAUUUAUUAAACCUUAUGGAGUUAUUGAUUCACAAGAAGAUAUACAUUUAGUUGUUGAUAUAAUUUUGAAAUUAAUGUUGGCCAUUCUCAAAGGACUCUGCAAUUGCAAUACCUCAAUGAUAUCAGAGUGUGCUAUCCAGUGGGCUCCAAUUUUUAAAUUAAGAAGCUCAAGUCUGUUGUCUUUCAUUAAAGAACUGCUACAGGAGGAUCUUUGUUUACUUCAUUUCAGAAGCAAUAUUAUAAGUGCACUCAAUGAUUUGAUGGAGAUUUCAGAGGAAGAGAUCAUUCAUUUGUUACAGUCUCUCUGCGAGAAAAUGCAAUUAGAUAUAUGUAACUCAGACUUUGUCGAUGGAACAAGUGAAGAAGCGCUGGCUAGAAUAUGCAGUCGUUUGCAAGAUAUAAUCAGUUCUUGGAAGGGAAAAAUAAAUGCUAGUGCUCAUGCUGAUGCGUUAUGUCAAAUUGAUGAAGGAAAGUUAGCACUUCUUUGGGGAGCUGUGAGCUGCUAUUCUCAUAUGUCUAUUGUUGGUGGCAAUACGUCCUUGAUGGUGGAGCUCAUGGAUGCUGUAGAUCAUCUUCUGACUGUUAAAGCUGGUUAUAUUGGAGAUAUGUCCAAAAAGGCCUUGGAAUGUAUUAUAGGUUCUGCAUUAAGUUCUUACAACCGAUUGUACAAAAGAAGUUUCUGUGGAGCUGAUGAAACUGGGAAGUUUUUAAGUCUUGCAAAACGAUAUAAGAUGUCUUCAUCAUUGUUGUUGGCUGUUGCUGAUUAUUUGGAAGUCAAGCAUGGUUCUUCAUUAGAAGACAAUAAGUGUAGAAUUUAUCAUCCAGAACUUGAAGAAAAGACAGCAGAAGCUGUGGUAAGUUUGUCUGAUAAUUUGCAUCACCCAGACAAGGAUAUUCGGAUUUCAACUCUAAAAAUUCUUUGCCACUAUAAACCUCUGCUUUGGGAAAAUUCUUCAGUGGAUCAGCCAGCUAAGAAACAGAAAAUUGAAGUUUCUCCAACUUGCAAUGCUGAAUGCAAAGAAAAUAAUAAGCAUUCAGCUGUUGAUAUCCAAGAUACAGAUGGAACUAUCUGGGGGAAGGAUUCCAAAUGCUUACAUGCCUCUGUUAUUGAAUGGAUUGUUGGGCAUCUUGAAUAA
Messenger RNA from Sphenostylis stenocarpa, 2460 nucleotides. The record is from the annotation of a GenBank genome assembly. NCBI's taxonomy places the organism in Eukaryota, Viridiplantae, Streptophyta, Magnoliopsida, Fabales, Fabaceae.